This is a messenger RNA of Staurois parvus, 264 nucleotides long. NCBI's taxonomy places the organism in Eukaryota, Metazoa, Chordata, Amphibia, Anura, Ranidae. The record is from the annotation of a GenBank genome assembly.
AAAUUGCAAGUGAAAAAAAUUUUAAAAAUCAAAUUUUGUCAUACAUUAAGGCCAAAAUGUAUUCUGCAAAAUGUCUUUGCUAAAAAAAUCCAAAUGCGUGUUAAUUUAUUGGUUUAUGUGAAAGUUAUAGCGUCCAGGGGCGGACUGACCAUUUGGAAACUCGGGCACUGCCCGAGGGCCCGGGAUGCUCCUGGUACCUUUUUCAUAGGCUUUUUUGAGUUUGGGCAAGGACACAGGGGCCCCAUGAUCCCCUAUUGCCUGGGG